Molecule: messenger RNA, 3900 nt
Organism: Tyto alba (common barn owl)
Lineage: Eukaryota; Metazoa; Chordata; Aves; Strigiformes; Tytonidae
Gene: CCDC9
Product: coiled-coil domain containing 9
Exons: 16
Coding region: 286-3453 (1055 amino acids)
Biological process (GO): G protein-coupled receptor signaling pathway
Cellular component (GO): membrane
Molecular function (GO): G protein-coupled receptor activity
Source: RefSeq, a predicted model, not a curated record
ACAUGAGGCCGUGGGGACACGGGGAUGUGCGGCCCCUGACACGAGGACAGGGGAACACGGGUGGCCGUGGGACCCCAGCCAGGGCAGGGGACAGACGUCGCGGGGGGGGGGGGGAACAGAGGGGCCAGCCCCACGGUGGGCCCCACUCCGCGCUCCGCCGUCGCCGUUUUAAGGCCCCGCCCACUCCCGCAACGGAAGCGGCUGUGACGCGCGGGUGGGCGGGAGCGGCCGGUCCCCGGGGGAGGCGGCGGCUCCGUGUGAGGCCCCGCCGCCGCCGCCGCCGCCAUGUCGGCCGCGCUGGACCUGAGAUCGAAAGAGGAGAAGGACGCGGAGCUGGACAAACGCAUCGAGGCGCUGCGCAAGAAGAACGAAGCUCUUAUCAAACGUUAUCAGGAGAUCGAGGAGGAUCGGAAGAAAGCGGAGCAGGAAGGGAUCGCCGUCACGGCUCUGCGCCGGGCACGGCCCCCCGACGCCGAGCCCGAGAGGAGAUGGGUGGACAAAGAUCUUUCCGUCACUGUCCAGGUCAUGCUCUCCCCCGGGGAGAAGCGAACGGCCAAGGACAAAAAACCAACAGGCACCCCAAAACCCGGGCGCGGCGCAGCUCCCCGCGGCUCCGGCCGUGCUGGCUCGCGUCUUUCCAGCCGGUCCCUGGGGGGGGGACACCCCCAAACCCCGUUUUGGGAAGGGACGGGGGGUGACGGGGUGGCCCCGGGGGGUCGGGGCCGGCGUCCACGGGGCCGGGGGGCGGCCGGUUCGGUGAUGGGGGGCGACGCUGCUCCUGACCGAAAAUCCAAGGAGUGGGAAGAGCGACGGCGGCAGAAUAUUGAAAAGAUGAACGAGGAGAUGGAGAAAAUUGCGGAGUACGAGAGGAACCAGCGGGAUGGGCUUCAUGAAAAAAACCCGGUGCGGAACUUUUUGGACGACCCACGGCGCAGCGGCCCCUUCCAGGACGCCGAUCGCAAGGAGGGAAGCCGCCGCCACGUCCGAAAUUGGGGGGGAGCUGAUUUCGACAAGGUCAAGGCCGGGAUGGAGCGUGAAAAAACCUGGCAGGGCCCCCUACGUACCCCGGGACGUCGUUCCAGCCCGAAAAGUGGGGGGCUGCUGGAUAUGACUCUGUCCAUGACGGGUCGGGAGCGAGCCGAAUACGUCCGCUGGAAGAAAGAACGGGAGCAGAUCGAUCAGGAACGUUUGGCACGGCACCGCAAACCCACCGGGCAGUGGCGGCGGGAGUGGGACGCCGAGAAAUCGGACAGCAUGUUUAAGGACGGCUCCGCGGCAGCGCCCGGCUCCGAAGAGGAAAACAAGCACCUUCCUCCCAAACCUCCCACUUUCGGGGAAUUCCUCGCCCCGCAUCGCGCCCAGCGGCGGCGGAAGAGCCGGGGCCGCGGCCAGGGCGCGGGGGCCAAACCCUACAGCAUGCACGAUAACCGGUGGGAAGAGAAGGAGCUGCCGGCGUCGACCGAGGAAGCCGCGAGGCGGGAGGCUGAGGAAGCACCAAGCGGGGCCCUCCCGGAGCCCCCCCGCUCCCUGAGCCCCGAGGAGGAUGAGGACCAGUGGGAGGACGUCAGCGAGGAGGAGGAGGAGGAGGAGGAGGAGGAGGAAGGCAGCGGCAGCCCCGGGUCGUUGAACGAGGCCGAAGGACCCCGCAGUGCGUCCCCCAAAAUUCAGCGACCCCCCCGAACUGGGCAGACCCCGGGUCUUAAACUAAACGGGUCCCCCCCCAGCACUGUGGGAGCUGCCCCAGGGUGGGGGGGUGACACCCCCCCGAGCCCCUUCUCCCCCGUGGGAGGUCACCAGCCCGUCUCGGACUGGGGCGAGGAGAUGGACUUGACCUCUCCCCGCAGCAGCCUGGGGGACAGUCCCCUUUCAGCUCCCACUGUCCCCAAGUCGAGAGGGGCUUCCGGAGAAACUCCAGGUUUGAACCCCGGGGAGCUCACCGGGCCCCCCCGGGGGGUGCAGAGCCCCGCAGCCCCCCCUCAAGGGGAAGAACCGAGGCCGAACACGGAGCAAGAACUUUUAGAGAAGCGCGAGGAGGCGGCGAGGAGCCGGGCGGAGGACGGGACGGAAGCGUCUCGCCGCCAGCCGGACGCGGAGGCAGCCCCCGGCACGGUGGAGAUCACAGACUUCGAGCGGACUGACUCUACCUGCAAAACAUCCCGGAGUUGCCGCGGUUUCUUCCCGGCACCUCCGGGUUCGGGAUCCGAUUUCUUCCAAAGCCCGGGAAGCGCGUCGGGUGGCGGAGGCUGGCGGGCGCUGCGCUUACCCGGGAGGCUGCCACGUCUGACGGCCAAGCGCCCCGAUGUCCGCGGACGGUGCCCCCGUCACCCGGGUCGCUCCCGCCGUGACCCCUCCAGCUUUCUAGAGACUCUGGCGAGGACCCAGGUUGGGAGCUGGUGGAGGAUGGACUUCUCGAUGCCCAAUUACACCUUUAAUUACUCCAACUUGGACGACUAUUCCAUCUACGAUCUCGACGGCUACGAAGUCCCGCACAGCUACCGCGCCGUCCUGGCGCUCUACGCCCUCAUCUUCCUCCUGGGCGUUCUGGGCAACGGAGCCGUCAUCUGGGUGACGGGCUUCGAGCUGCGGCGCACGGUGAACGGCGUCUGGUUCCUCAACCUCUCCGUGGCCGACCUCCUCUGCUGCCUGGCCCUGCCCUUCCUGGCCCUGCCGCUGGCCCGUGACCACCACUGGCCCUUGGGUCGCUUCGCCUGCAAGCUGCUGCCUUCCCUCACCAUCCUCAACAUGUUCGCCAGCGUGCUCCUCCUGAUGGCCAUCAGCGCCGACCGUUGCGCCUUGGUGACGCGGCCGGUGUGGUGCCAAAACCACCGGACGCUGGGGCUGGCCCGGGGGGCUUGCGCGGCCGCCUGGUUCCUGGCCGGGCUCCUCACCCUUCCCUCCUUCAUCUUCCGUACCACCCGUCUCGACUACUUCUCCGAGAAGACCACCUGCGUCCUGGACUACGCGGCCGUGGGGCACCACCAGCAUCUCACCGAGCUCGUCACGGCCGUCACCCGCUUCGUCUGCGGCUUCUUGGUGCCCUUCGUGGUGAUCACGGCUUGCUACAGCCUGCUGCUGGCCCGUGUCCACAGCAAGGGCUUCGCCCGCUCCCAGAAAGCCAUCAAGCUCAUCUUGGUGGUCAUCCUCAGCUUCUUCGUGUGCUGGCUGCCCUACCACGUCGUGGGCUUGAUCUUGGCCUCCACCCGUCCUCACAGCUCCUUGUUCAAGGGCGCCCUGGAAGCCGAUCCCAUCGUGGCCGGCGUCGCCUACAUCAACAGUUGCAUCAACCCCAUCAUCUACGUCGUCAUGGGUCAGGACUUCAAGGACAAGGUCCAGCGGUCCUGGAGAGCCGUGCUGCGGGGCGUGCUGAGCGACGACCCCACCAGCACCAUGGGGGACAGCAGGAUGAAGACCAAGUCCACCGUGGAUGACCAAAGCGUCAGCACCACAGUGUGACGGGGACCGAGGUGGCUCCGGGGCGGGAAGGGCUCCUGUGGUGCUUGAGGCCACCACCACCGCCUCUUCCCCUGGAGGUCCCAGGAGAAGAUGCCUCCGUUGCCCCCUUUCCCCACCGCUUGCACCCCGUGGUUGCGGGCCGGAGAAGUUGUGUGCCCACCUCCCCCUGGGGACCUCCUGGCUUCCUCGGUGGCCUAACGGGGACGAGAGGGCUUUGUCCUUGAACGCAACGCCACCUUCUUCUGCUUCUUCCAGCUCCUCCCCUCUCCCAGCCCCACAUCCCCACCACCCAGCGAGGUCCCGGGGGGGGUGACCCCCCACCUCCAAGCUCAACCUCGCUCCAUCACCCCAGAAAACUCAAGUCCACCCCGUUGCUGCUGCCCUUCAUCUCCCCGGCUUCACUGCAGCUGUGUCCACCAUCACCAAUAAAUAUCGAAGCUCCCUCAA